AAACCGUGAAAAACAAAUAGCAUCAGAGCCUCAUGGUAUGGUGUUUAACGUUGAACCAGUUAAGAUGACUAUUUCAAGUGAACAAAAGAAAAUUGAAAUUGGAGAAAUUGGGAAUUUAGCUUCACAAGAAAGACAACCAGAGCGUAUACAGGUUGAGGAAAUGCAACCACAAGCAUUAAGUACUCAAGGAGUGGUGUUUGAUGAUGGAGCAGUUAAGAUCCUUAAAUCUAAUGGGCAGAUGGAAUCUCAGAUUGAAGACGUUGAGAUGGAACCUGAAGCCAGUGAGCAAUGUGGAUUAUUUCUCAUGCAGGGUGGUUUAGGAUUAACUAAGCCGCCAAAGGAUGAUGAUUGGAAGAACGCCAAAGAGAUUUACUUGAUGGACAAUGAGUUGUCCAUCUUACCUGAGAAUCCAAGGUGCCCCAAUCUGUCAGCUUUGUUCCUUCCAAGAAACUACAAAUUGAGAACGAUUCCUCUGUCAUUUUUUGAUUACAUGCCAGCCCUUCAAAUCCUGAACUUGUCCAGGACUGGUAUCAAGUCUUUGCCUGAUUCCCUUAUCAGAUUGGUAAGCCUCAAAAGACUGUUUCUAAAUGAUUGUCAUCGCCUCAUGACGUUGUCACCAAAGGUUGGAAAUCUCAAGCUGCUUGAGGUUCUUGAUCUUGAAGGGGCAAAGAUUAUGGAUUUACCUAUGGAGAUUAAGGAGCUAACUAAUAUGAAAUGCUUGGAAGUUUCAUUUUACGGAUAUAUGAGUAAUGGUAGGAGAGCCAUGCAGUCAAAUGCAGUGGUUCCUGGUGGGGUAAUUUCUGCAUUGUCUCAGUUAGAAGAAUUGAAUAUUGAUGUGAAUCCAGAUAAUGAGCAGUGGGAUGCACAUGUGGAAGAUAUUGUUACUGAAGUAUGUACCUUAAAGAAGUUGGAAACUCUUAAAUUCUAUUUUCCAAGGGUGGAACUUUUGAGGCACUUUCAGUGGAAUAGCCUAUCACUGUCUCAUUUCAGAUUUACUGUUGGUCGCCAUGUUAAGCGCAUUAUGUCUAGAGUCCCACUUGAUGUUGAAUUUGAGCUAGAACGAUGGGAGAGAUCCUUGAGAUACAUAAAUGGUGUGGGUGUCCCUAGAGAUAUUAAAAAGGUACUCCAACAUGCCACAGCAUUUUUCUUAGACAGGCAUGCAACUGCUAAGAAGCUAUCCAAUUUUGGGAUUCAAAAUAUGGAGAAACUAAAAUGCAUAGUUAUGGGGGAAUGUAAUGAGCUUCAAGUGAUUAUAGAUGAAGCAGAUGGUUAUGAAGGGGAUGAUUGCAACCAAAAUGUAUCUAAAUCCUAUGGUACUGAAAAAAAUGUUCUUGGAUCACUUGAAUACCUGUAUGUGUAUUAUAUGAAGAGUUUAAGGGGCAUAUGGGAGGGGUCGGUACAGCAAAAUUCUUUGUUUCUUCUCAAGUCCUUGACAUUGCGCACAUGUCCCCAGUUGACCACUAUUUUCACACAAGGGUCUAUUAAUAACCUAUGCAACUUAGAAGAGCUUAAAGUUGAAGAUUGCCCCUCUAUCAAAAGCAUAGUAUGUUGCGACAUUCCUGCUGAGCAUAAGACCUCUUAUUUUCUCCCAAAAUUGAAGAAGAUUUCACUUCAUUACAUGCCUGGAUUAGUUAGCAUCUCUGGUGGUUUACGCAUUGCACCAAAGUUAGAAUGGUUGAGUUUUUAUAAUUGCCCAAAUCUUAAGAAUCCAUUAAUCGAUGAAGUAUUUAGUCAAGAUUUGAAAAAGAUAAAGGGUGAGAGGAGUUGGUGGGAAGCAUUGGAGUGGAGCAACAGUUGUCCGGGUAAUUUGGAUGAAAUUUUUGUUCCAAUUGACAUAUGAAAUUGCUGAACAAUUGAAAUAUUCCCUAAUCAGAUUUUGUCUACGCAUUGACUUGUGCAAGAUCAUUGGUUUAAUGUCAAUGGUAGUAUAUAUAACUGAUUAUCAAAAAAAAGAUAGUAUAACUGAGGCAUCCAUGGACCGCAUUCUAUUUGUUCUGCUCAUAUUCCUGUAGUCCUGUAGCAGCUAUGGCGUUUAGACCCUACUUACAUUGAAUAUAGUCCCUCUAGCCUGAUCUUUCUCA
Molecule: messenger RNA, 2081 nt
Organism: Quercus lobata
Lineage: Eukaryota; Viridiplantae; Streptophyta; Magnoliopsida; Fagales; Fagaceae
Product: disease resistance protein At4g27190-like
Exons: 1
Coding region: 38-1840 (600 amino acids)
Molecular function (GO): protein binding
Source: RefSeq, a predicted model, not a curated record